AUGCAUUUCCUUUUGCCUUUAUACAGUCUUAUGGUUACUGUUGUGCUAUACCCCCUCUCUGAUGCCGCAACACCGAAUUGUCCCUUAUUGGGACCUGUUUAUCCUAAGCCUAGAAACAUUACAACCAAUUCUAUAAUGCAGGCUGCUUUUGCAAAUUUUACCUCCUUUCUUACGGGUGUAGAUGCAGCUAUCGAAGGACAAGAGAAUUCAUACUCUCUCGAAGUCUUCUCCGCCGACGAUCAGGAUACAUCAGCCUUCACUUGGUAUCACACGGCUGCGAACCUUCCGUCUUUCAACUCUACGGGCGUGACGGAAGUUGAUGGAGACUCUGUGUAUAGGAUAGGGAGUCUUACCAAGCUGUUUACUAUGUAUACAUUCCUCAUUGAAGCUGGGGACUUUUACUGGAAUGCACCGAUUACCGACUUUGUAUCAGAGUUGCAAGCCAUUGCAGCCAACAAAAGCGGCAAUGCACUUACGAGAGUCUCGUGGACCGAUAUCACAAUUGGUUCUUUGGCAUCCCACUUAGCAGGGCUUUCAUCAGACACUUCGGUAAUGGGAGAGUUGACGCAGUCAGUCCCCGAUAAUAUUGAGCUGGUAUAUCUGGGCUUUCCUCCUCUGCCCGAAGCGGAUAUUCCAACAUGCGGUACCUGGCCCGAGUGCGAUCGAGCACAAUUCUUCAAUAUCUUGCAACGAUUUGACCCAGCUUUUGCACCAUUUGGUACCGCGGCAUAUUCAAAUAUUGCCUACCAGAUACUUUCAUAUGCUUUGGAAGCCAUCACUGGCAAAACAUUCGAGGCAAUGUUUGACGAAUCAAUAACCACUAAAUUGGACCUACAAAGAACUUUCUAUAAUGCCCCUUACGAAUCCAUUGGAAUUAUUCCUGGAACAGUGAAGAGCACUAAUUGGUAUUAUAGUCUUGGGGAAGAGAAUCCCGCAGGAAACAUGUAUUCAUCUUCGUCUGAUAUCGCCAGAAUUGGACGGUCUAUCCUGAACUAUGAAAUUCUUUCUGGACCGCAAACUCGGCGUUGGAUGAAGCCAGACGCCUUCGAUUCGGACCCCAGAGCUGGUAUUGGAGCUCCGUGGGGCAUUCGAAGAAUCCACAUGAACGACAGCUUCGCUCAGACGUACCGUUAUGUUGACACAUACGACAAAGGCGGAUCGAUCAGCGUGUGGGUCUCGUUCCUGGUCCUCAUUCCUGAUUACGAUGUUGGCUUCAUCCUUUUGAUUGCAGGCAAUAACAUCAAUGAUCUUGAGAUGGAAUUCUUGGAUGCAUGGGGAACCAUCAUCAUCCCCGCCCUGGAAGCAACAGCAAGAGAUCAAGCCGGGAAUGACUUUGCAGGAACCUACUCAGUGGCAGCGCCCGGUGGGAAUAGCAGCGCUGCCACGCUGAGAGAGAGAGCCGCACCGCCACUAGGUGUAAGCGUGGCAGAAGACACCAUGAACCCGACAAACAAGACUCUCGGCAAUGCCACGGCUGUUCUCAAUGCGACAAGUUUAGCUGUACCUCACGAUGCCGCGAACCUCAACUCUUCCUUGACCCUUGCGCUAGACGAAAAGCCUGGUCUAUCAGUCACGAGUUGGAUAAGCAACGGAACGGACAUGAGGCUCACCGUCGCACAACUUAUGACCAAUUACUCCGACCCAUACUGGAUCGAUCUUAGCAUCCGACUGUAUCCGACAGAUCUCAUAGUCACGAGCGAUGGAACAAGACAGCAGUCUUUCAAAGCCAUGUUCGAAGAUCUCGCCUCUCCACUGGUGGAAAAGACAUACUCGACUGCUUGUGCCACGUGGAUUGGUCCCACCGCGUAUGUUUAUGGAUCGUUGGCGCUAGACCAGUUCUUCUUCACUCUCCACAGCAACGGGACGGUGACUGUGGAUCCUCGGGCGCUGAGGGUGACGCUGGAGAAAGAGGUGGCCCCGUCCAAUAAGAGAAGUAUUCGAGAGAAGCAUGUAUUAUAA
Lachnellula hyalina is the source of this 1959-nucleotide messenger RNA. It is a transcript of the gene sdnR, whose product is annotated as Beta-lactamase-like protein sdnR. The coding region runs from base 1 to 1959 and encodes 652 amino acids. The transcript is spliced from 4 exons. NCBI's taxonomy places the organism in Eukaryota, Fungi, Ascomycota, Leotiomycetes, Helotiales, Lachnaceae. The record is from RefSeq and is a predicted model, not a curated record.